Stegodyphus dumicola is the source of this 2986-nucleotide messenger RNA. It is a transcript of the gene Ube4A, whose product is annotated as Ubiquitination factor E4A. Lineage: Eukaryota; Metazoa; Arthropoda; Arachnida; Araneae; Eresidae. Gene Ontology annotation, molecular function: ubiquitin-ubiquitin ligase activity. Gene Ontology annotation, cellular component: nucleus; ubiquitin ligase complex; cytoplasm. The record is from RefSeq and is a predicted model, not a curated record. Gene Ontology annotation, biological process: ERAD pathway; ubiquitin-dependent protein catabolic process; protein polyubiquitination.
UUGGCAUGUGUUUCUAGGUCACUGUGAAGUACUAACGCAAUUUAUAAUUGAUGUCUCAGCGUCCAUCAUCGAUGUUGAAAAUGGAGAAUUAGCUUCAGUGCUGAGACCUUCUUUCAGUUAUUUGCAAGAGAAACUACUAAAGACAUCUAUAGUUGAUAGAUAUCUAUUUCUGUACAUUGAUAUUCUGAAUUAUUUUACUGCAUCUGAAAGUUUAAUAAAAGCUGUUAUACAGCACAGCAUGCCCAAUGAAGUGAAAAAUGGAAAAGCGUAUCAAAAUAGUUUACUAGGACUUCCUCUAAGUGUUUCAUGCCUUCCAAAGUCAGAGAUGGAACCCUUCGAAUUUUUUCAAGAACCAUCAAGAUACUCAUCACAGGAUCAUGCGAUUGUAGGAGAACGCUUAUGUUUGCCUCUAACUAAUAUUAUGAAGGACAUGUACCGUUUGUUUGAUAAAAUGUUACGGAAAUCAAAAGAAUCAAGAGAUUUGUUGCUGCAUUGGCUGGGAAAUUGUUUAGAUGCUAAUUCAGGACGUGCCAAAAUUUGGAAUAGUCAAUUGCCUGAAGUUUAUGCAGCACUUCAUGCAUCUGAUGGGUUUUUUACAAAUUUAACUGGUGUUCUUUUAUUAUUGUGCAAACCUUUUUCAGAGCCAUGCUGUCCAAUAUUAUUCAAAAUUGACCCUUUAUAUAGUGCUUCUCCUGUAUCAACAGAGAAAAAUAAAAAUGGAGUUCAUUUAAAAAGUAUAUCUUCAGAGACUUGCUUAUUACCAAGGGAUGAGCCAAUGAUCUCUGAGCAAAAACAGUUCAAUUUUACUACAGAAAUUUUCUUUGCUACACAUUAUGCAUUAAGAAUUGGGUUUCAUGUUAUUAAUGAAAGAAUGGUGAAACUAAAUCAAGAAUUGGUACGCAUACAGAGACUAUAUGAAGAGACUCGUGCUCAAGGGGGAGAAUCAUCUGAAGUUGGACAACGAAUAAAAGAAAAUAUGGAGAAAGGAAUGACGAAAUUUUUGACGUAUCGCACAGCAUUAUUAGUUCCAGAAAUUUUAGAUCUAAUGCUCAAAUUUCACAUUGCUACUGCCACAUGGCUAGUCAAAAUGUCAACAAGAGAAGAAUUUAAUGUUUUCAAGACACUGAGAUUUCCACCUCCUGCUGAAACAUCAUACAACUUAUCAUAUAUUCCGGAAUUCAUCAUUGAAAACACUAUAGAUUGUACAAUAUUUGUCCAGCGUUACAGUCAAAAAACAUUUGAGAUGGCUGGUCCUGCUCUAGAUCAUUUUAUGACAAUGAUUUUGAUGUUUAUGGGUAGUCCUGACAGAGUUAAAAAUCCUCAUCUAAGAGCUCAUUUGGCUGAAAUGCUGGAAUCACUUAUGCCAGUAGCUGAAGAUGAACCUAGUGCACUUUUAUCUGGCUCAAGAUUGCUUCGGGGUGGAAGUUUAAGCAGUGCCUAUCGGGAGAAACUGUUUUCUGGUCACCUCUUCAUUGAGGAAUUGAUUCCUACUGUAUUAAAUGUCUUUGUGAGUAUAGAAAUGACUGGGCAGAGUGUAGCAUUUGAACAGAAAUUUCAGUACAGAAGACCUAUGUAUAUUGUACUAGAUUAUCUGUGGAAUUUUGAAGUUCAUAAGAUGAAAUUAAAGGAAUUGGCUGAAGAAGCUGAGCGGAAAAUUGAAUCACCACAUCCACCUUUAUUUCUGCAUUUCAUAAAUCUUCUGAUUAAUGAUGCUAUUUUUCUGUUGGAUGAAGCUUUAUCAUAUAUGAGCAAACUUCGAGAGAUCCAGCAGCAGAGGGACAGUGGAUCUUGGAAUUCUUUAUCUUCUGAUCAGCAACAGCAGCAAGAAGGCAAUUUCCAGCAUAUGGGCCUGCUCGCUAAGUUUCAUAAUGUUAUGAGCAAUGAAACUAUUCACACUCUUGAGUGGCUUACAACAGAAAUCAAAUCAAUAUUUUGUCACCCGAGUAUAGUAGAACGUAUCACUGGUAUGCUGAAUUACUUUUUGUUGAAUUUGGUUGGACCCCAGAAGAAAAAUUUCAAAGUAAAAGAUCUCAAAGAAUAUGAAUUUAAACCCCAAGAACUUGUAUGUGACAUUUGUCGCAUCUAUCAGAACUUGGGUGCUUGUGAUGAUGAAUGUAGUGAACUGUUUUGUUCUGCUGUGUCACGAGAUGGCAGAUCUUAUACACGGGAUUUAUUUCCUCUUGCCCAAGUUGUGCUGAACAAAAUUGGACAAAGUGUUCUCGCUUCUCAACUUGAUAUUAUUGCAAAUAAAGUCCAUCACCUGGCUGUGAAACAGCAACAAGAUGAUGAACUAAUGUCUGGAGCUCCAGAAGAGUUCCUUGAUCCUAUUAUGAAUACUUUAAUGAAAGAUCCUGUUAGAUUGCCUUCUUCUGGAGUGACAGUAGAUCGUGCUACGAUAGCUAGGCAUCUUCUUAGUGAUCAAACUGAUCCAUUUAAUCGCAGUCCUCUGACAAUGGAUAUGGUAAUUCCAGAUGAAGAAAUGAAAAACAAAAUGGAUAAAUGGUUCAAAGAACGAAGAUUAGGAUCUUAAAGAAUGGAGGAACGAUAAAAAAAUAUUUCCAGUGCAUUUUAAUUAAACAUUUCAUAUAUCCUUAAAACUGGUUUUAUUGUGGUUUUGUUAUUUUGGUAACACUUUACAAAGUGGAAGUCACAUAACAUCAUUGAGCAAUAAUUCUGUAUAAUAGAAGGAGGUACUCAUAAUUUUGCAAAUUGCAUAUUUUUUAAGGAGCACUUGUAUUUCUAUAUUUCUAGAUUAAAGCAUAGUCUGUAUAUGAAAUAUGAAAUACAGUUUCAUCAAGUCAUAACCAGGUUUUCAUCACUUUUUGUAUCACACAGCUGUGCAUGUAUAAUGUUUAUUUUGAAAUAAAAAUGCGCUUUUUAUUUCUAUGCAUUGUUCGGCUGUGUGUAAGAUGAAUGUACAUGAUAAAUGUAUUGAAAUUUAAAGAAUAAUUCUCAAUAAACAUAACUAAGGUUAAUUUUAAUGUAA